Molecule: messenger RNA, 1497 nt
Organism: Ruditapes philippinarum (Manila clam)
Lineage: Eukaryota; Metazoa; Mollusca; Bivalvia; Venerida; Veneridae
Exons: 2
Coding region: 85-414 (109 amino acids)
Source: RefSeq, a predicted model, not a curated record
CAUUGUAUAGAGAAAAAAAAGGAACUUGAAAUACAUUGUAUAAUAUACGUACUUGAUGCAGAAAGUGUCAAACAUGGAUUAAGGAUGUCUACUAGAAAAAAACUAGAAGAUAUUGUUAAGGCAGUAAGAGAAGAACCAACACGGGUCGUGUUUCUGACAAAAAUCGACAACAUAAGCAGUGACGUAUAUAAAGAUAACAAAAAAAUGUUCUCCUGUGAUAAAGUAAAGAAUUUGGUGGCGCAGACAGCAGGAUUGAUGUCAAUAGAUGAAGGGUUGAUUUAUCCAAUAAGAAAUUACGUUAAUGAGCAAGACCUAAGCCUGGAGAUAAAUAUACCAUUGUUACUUGCAUUAAAGAAGGUUGUCGGGUUUGCAAGCGAUUGCCGAAUGGGAAAGACAUAUGACAAUAUUUCUUAAAGGUCGAAAAAAAUUGAAGACUAAGACAUGUAUGUCGUUCAAAGGUAAAAAUGCCAACAAUGACAGUUAUCGUGAAAAAAGAGUUUAAAAUGAUUAUAUGUUUAUAAGAUUAUACAAGGCUCCAGCUUUUUUAUGUUUAAAUAGUAAUCAUAUGAGCAUAGGAAACGAAAUUUAGCUUCCUCGUAAUACAUCACAAGCAUAUUCUGAUGACCUAAUGUAUAAGGUGAUCAACAGGUGACCUUAGCAUACCCAUGAUUUAAAGUGACAUUAUGCUCAUAUUUUCAUUGUCAAGUUGAGCUGAAUUUACUUUAUAUUUCAUAUGAUUUGCUGUUGAAAUGAUGUUUGACCAACAGAUUAUAUUGGAAAAUGUUUAGGAUAAAUUUAAAAUCUGCCUAAAAUAUAAAAAUACUGCCCCACUCUUUUUAUAAAUUGAAUGUUACAGGUAAAUGAUAUUUACUGCAAUUUCGUUUGAAUCUGGUGGUUAUUUAUUGUUUAUGCGAAGUAAAUCAUUAAAGUAAAAGGAAUUAAGGCAAAAUGAAAAUUUAUUUUGACUCUCACCUGUUCACUCACUAUAUACCUUUAGAUGGGCAUAAUGUCACUUUAAUAUAAAAACUAUUGUCAUGAAAUACGUACAUGCUGAAGAUCAUUAGAAGCUUAACAGCUGUCACAGGGAUAACACAUUAAGCAAAAUCGUUAAGAUAUAUGCGCCACCCCUAGAACUAUAUAUUAAACUCGUUCGCAUUUUAAAACACUCAUCUAAGCUGUAACUUCAUAAAUCUUACAACUUAUUAAAACAUUUAAAAAUUAUUGAACGAAAUAUAUGUUAAACCAUUACCAUUAAAGGACACGAAUUACCUAUUUAGCUUCCUCAAAAUUACAAAUGCAUAUAGUAACUCACAGUAUACACAGGUGUAAUUCAGAAGUAACUACAAAUGUUUGUGUUGAAUUUAUUAAGCCUAACUUUUUUCAAAUACGUGAUCGUAUAAAGACAUAACAAAAUUAGUUUUAAUCAUUCUCAAAAGUAGGUUUACAGAAAGUGAACUUUCCUUUUCAUACACAUGAUAUUCUUGACAAUCGACUUCA